UAGCCACUUCCACAUGCAGCACCCUGCCGCUCUGGUACAAGGACACCGCUGCUGUGCUGGAUUUACAAAGGACUGCACACAUGCUCACAUGCAUCAAAACACUGGCUGUGCAUUCGUGAAUCCGCCCUGCUCUGCUACUACUAAACCACAGCACAGUCUUUAUCUGCUUUGCGAGGACACAGGCACAAUUUCAAUCAUAAACCUGACCUCACAAAUCCGUUUGUAGUUCUGCAAUGUGGGGCGUGCGUGCCACACAUACUACUAAUCCCUGGAUCCUCAGAGAAGGACCAUGAUUUGUGGGACGGUGUUGCCAGGGGGAAGGUGGCGCCUGGGACCUGUUGGAAAUGACAGCUGAAGAAGGCGGAUUGAAGCACAGGGAUCACAAUAACAGUAAACGUAGAAGAUAGCGAAGAGACUCCUUUGCAGCACUGUGUAAAGGGGUUGUAGAGAUGGAGUCCCUGAUGAGUGCGGUGGCGCCGCGCUCCCCAGCCCCCGCUAAGAAGCUGUCAGAGGUCGACUUCCGGUCGGGGGCAACCCUGGAGCAGCUGUCAGCCCAGGUGUCUGAGCUGGUAGUGCUGGAGCAGGGAGAGUUUGGAGACCAGACCGCCUUAGAGGUCCACACAGCCAAGGAUUUUAUCUUCAACAUGCUAGGCUUAGUCCAGAAGGUAGACCAGCGCCUCCCGGUGGCUAACGAGUACCUGCUGCUAUCAGGCGGGGCCCGGGAGGGAGUGGUGGACCUCAACCCUGAGGAUCUUGGGGACUACGCCAAAGGGGCCGACUUUGACCUGGAUUUCACCCUGCUGGUACCCGCCCUCAAGCUCCACGACCGCAACCAGCCCGUCACGCUGGACAUGAGGCACUCCCCGCCCUGCCACUCGUGGCUCAGCCUUCGCCUCUGUGACUCCAAUGUCAUGUCCCGCUGGAGCAUCUGCUGCCAGGAGGAGAAUGGACUCGCCACCGAGGAAGACGACGAGGAAGAUGGAGAAAUGAGUAAAGGCUCCAUCCCCUCUCUGGUUUCACCUCAGUCUCUGGAUGGAUGCUACUUCUCUCCCUCCCUGGUUACAGACUGGUUCUGGGGGGUGGUGAGCGAGGCUGUGGAGGAGCUGAGGCGCAGCCCCCAGAGAGGCAUUCCCACCCCGGACCGACUGGAGAGGAAUGGACCCCUCACCACUAUUAUCCUCCAGGCUGGCUCUAGCCGGGUGCUGUACGACCUGCUGCCUGUGGUGUCGUUUCGGGGCUGGCCGGCUGUGGCCCAAGGCUGGCUGACCGCCAACCACUUCUGGGAUGGUAAAAUCACUGAGGAGGAAGCCAUAUCUGGCUUCUAUCUGCUGCCCUGCUGCUCCCCGCUGGGCGGUCGGCCCGACAGGGAGUGGAGGCUGGCGUUCUCACGCAGCGAGGUUCAGUUAAAGAAGUGCAUCCCCUACCCCAUGGCUCAGGCUUUCCAAGCAGCCAAAGCCGUGUUGACUCGUAUCCUGGCCCGUCCACGUACGGGCCUCAGCCUCUAUCAUCUGCGCACCCUCCUCUUCUGGGCCUGUGACCGACUUCCUGCCGCCUAUCUGUCCUGCCCUGACCCCGACACCCCCGGCCGCCUCCUCCUCGGUCUCCUGGAUGACCUGGCUCAUUGCAUCCUGGGUAAAAACUGCCCAAACUACUUCUUACCCCAGUCCAACAUGCUGGAGCACCUUACGGACAGCCAGGCACUGCUCGUCGCAAGGAAACUCGCCCACGUGCGCUCGGAUCCUAGCGAGCACCUCCGGGCGGCUCUUGACCAAGCCCAGCAGGCGGGCCAGCUGAAGAAGGAGCUAACGGCGAGCACCAACGGCCACGGAUCCCCCGGGCAUCACCCGGCCAAUGGCAUCAUCUCCCCUUCGGAGGACAAGCUGGCGCAGCGACUGCAGCAGCUGGUCACGGAGAACCCUGGGAAAUCCAUAUCGGUCUUCCUCAACCCCGAUGAUGUCACCAGGCCUCACUUCCGCAUCGAUGACAAGUUCUACUGAUGCAGACAUGCUGCAGAGAAAACGUGUUGAAAUGUGUGUUUAGCUUGCAAAUACACUCUGAAAAGGCUCUGAGACGUCCAAUCAGAGGGAAGGGGGACUAAAAAUCCGCCAGGUGUUUGUCUUUAAAACCCUCGAACUGAACUCUUCUCCUAAUGCUGAACAAUGCAACAUUCUUGCUGCUUGACUGACUCUUUAAACCAAAAACACACAUGUCCUACUACUGAGAAACGAUGUGGACGUCGCACAAGACAUGAUGUCACCGAGCAGUUGCCACGGAGACGGCCCUCUCCUAACGAGCUGGCCUUAACAAGACUCAUCAGCUGGUGCUACAAAGACAAGGGCCGGCUUCAGUCGUGUGAAUUAAGUCCAGUGGAGCAACACAGAGUGUGUGUAUGUGUGUGUGUGUGUGUGUGUGCGUGUGUGUAUACGUACGCCUAAGGGUUUUCAUAUAUUACUUACACUUCUAGAGACGGAGGGAGAACAGCUCCUUGAUUGCUGCUUUUCUCCUUUUUAUUUUAGAUCGGAGUGGGCGAUGGUUGAACUAGAAAGGCAAAACAAGGUGUGGCUGAUGUAACUGAAUGUAAUGUUGAGAGGAGAACUGCCGAGUCUUUGAACAAAGAGUCUCUUUUCUCUGUCAACUACAUUUUAGCCCUCUUUUUUGACCCCCACGCCUUGAAUUUAUGGCAUCUUUUUCUUUAAAAAAAAUCUUUCUCAGGUAUUCAUAAUACUUAUCCUUUUUUAUGUAAAUGAUUCCUUUUAAGGUCUUAAAAUAUAUUUCAAAGCCGCUUACAUUUCAUUGGGUAAUGGAAUGUACCAAAGAGCUGCGUUCGAGCGGUUUUGCAAAGAGAAAAAUACUUGUUACAUAUCCCUUCACAUGUCAUUUUGGUCCAUCCUGGUGAAUCCACCGCUUUAUGAGCAGAAUGUUAAUGAACCUUUUCUCCUUCUGAAGGUCUGGUCACACCGGCGUUUGAAACGGCAACAUUUUGCAGAGAAAUCAAUUAAUUCCAAUGGAAUGGCCAUGAUAAAUGGAUUUGCUCAUGAGGAGAAGUAAAUACUGAUGUUUAAUGGAACGGAGAGCUGCAGAGUCAAACAUGGAGGAAGGUAUUUGCUAAUUAGUUGUGUUGCACCAUCCAAUUUUCUUUAACCUCCUCUGUUGGAGGUGAAACGGCUCCACAAAGAAAGGUUUGCGGACGGUUAAACAGUUAAUCUUACAAAUCUGUCUCUUGAAAACGCUGUGCAAAGCUAACACCCAAUAAUGACUAUGCUGAUAAGCUUGCUUGCUUACAAUUAGCAGUCAGUUAGCCGUUUUUUAUUUUCAUUCUUCAGUGUCACUCUUCAUUGAAAUAAAUUAUGUACAAUCUUGAGGCUUAGUGUAGAGAAAAGGGAAAGAAGCUGGUGAGUUAUUGUAACUGACUACUGCGAGCAUGUCCUGGUUAGCUUGCGUUUUAACAGCUAGCGCAGUUCCUGACUAGCUAGCCCAGCAAAUUAUUCUCCCAGACCUGAGACAGUUAUUCGACUACGUUGUUAUUUGAUAGAAAAAAACAAAUUGCUUUCAUCAACUGAGGGCACUGGGAGAGCGCAGACCUCCCACAAGGCAAUGCUCUAUCUCGCAAUGUUAACAAAAAAAUUAUUUGCAUAUCCACCCUGGGAUUGUGAUCGGCUACAAAAUGUAAUGGGUUCUCUUGUUUUGGCUCAGGCCACAAACUUCCAUCCAGCUUCAUGAAAAUCGGGUCAGUAGUUCUCUAAUCCUGCUGACAAAAAAACCCGACAAACCUAACGACAAACAAUAGGAUGUCAGGAUUUCAAUUACAGAUGGGAAAUGGAUUGAAAUUUGCUUUUAGUUUCAAUUUUUAAAAUUAAAAGGGGUCGGCAAGACAAUAAUUUCACUAUAUGGCCUGAGUGUGGUACAUUCCAAACAAAUCUGGCAUUCAUAAUACAUUUGAUUUUUCCAUCAAUGAUCUGUUGAUUAUUACUAAUCAAGACUUGACUUUCUAACAAUGGCAAAGCUUUCACUGUAAAAGAAAAAGGUCAAAUUUAAUUGAACGAUCACCUUAAAAUCUAAAUUGUAGAUUUGGAGAAUCGUGAUAUCUCUUGAAAACAUAACCUUACCUUGCAGAGGUAAUUGUUUCAAACAUCUUUGGUUUAAAAAAAAAAAGGCCAAUAAUCUUUGAUUCCACUCUCGCAAAUUAUGACAAUUAGUUUUCUUUCUCUUUUAUGAUGGUAAACUGAAUAUAUUUGGUGGUUGGUUAAAAGCCAUUUAAAGUGAUCACAUUUUGCAAACAAAAUUAUGCGUAAAUUGCUCUUCUCAUCACUUGUAGAACUACAUGCAGGUUAAUUUUCCGCUCCUCUUUCUGGUGUGACCGGGCCUUAAGAAAACAUUUAACACUGAAAAGGAUGGAGAUGUAUAAAAAUGGUUAAUUAUAAAAUACUACAUUAAUGUAUUUCUGGUAUUGUACUAAGAUGUAGAGUUAUUUGAGAAAUUCUUGUUUUGUUUUCCUACCUGAGCAGACAUUUUGGUCUUUCAUGUUUGGAGUGUUAAGGUAGGCUAUGUAAGAGAUGUAGAAAAUAUAACCCUAUACAUGAAUGUAUAGAUCAAGUAAAAAAAGGUCUGGAUUGAACAAGAAGACGGGUAACAGGAGCUCUAGAGUCUGGCUGUUUAUCUACCACAGUCACGAGUAAGUCGAGGUACUUAACUGUCAAAAUGUCCCGCAAAGGGCCCAGCACAUCGUGUUGCACAUCAUGUAAGCGUGUCUAUUAAGUGAAGAAACUCACAGUUCGGUCUCUCGUUCGAUUUUCUUUUUUUGGAAACUGGUUCUGACUUGAGUGAUUCUGAUAAUUGUCCCCUGUCUCCUCUGCUUGGUUGGUCUUUUUUAAUGAGCUUUGUGUGCGUGCGUGUGGGUAUGUGUGUGUUCACCAAGAGACGAAGCGCACAGCGGGACGCAGACAGACGCCCAGAUGCUGCCCAUUGAAUUAUACCCUCAGUGGGUGUGUGUUAGUCACUGGGCCCUAUCGUUUCUCACCAGACGGGAGUCAUCCACAGAGGGAUGGAUGGAUGGAGGGAGGGAGAGAGACAGGCCCUCCUCUGGUCCUUUGAAGAGGGAAGUUGAGCCUUGCAGGGCCUGGACAGCUGCCUCUUUCUCCUGCUGUCUUUCUCUGCCCAUUUCUUCCUCUGCCGCUUUCCGUCUUUCUCCCGCUCUCUUUCAUUUUCUCUCACUUUUAUGGCUCUAAAGUCUCCUUGAGAUUUCUCCCCAGAGGGUUGUCAUCUUUCCCUCUUUAGUUCUGGAGGUCCAGAGCAACAACAAAAAAACACCCCCAAACUUGGUACUACUCCAACCUUAUGUUUACACUCUUUCCACUGAUUUGAUUAGGAGCUGUGUAGCCAGUAAGUGGUGUAGUGGAGAGAACAAGUAUAACCAGACAAGCAUUAAUGUCCUCCAGUCCACUCCCAUUAGUUUCGCGCGUCAUACUUGUUUUACCUUAAUGAACUUGAGACGAAGUCGAGUAAACACUAUCUGCAAACAAACUGAUGGGUAAACUUUAAUCUGGUGGGGUUUACCAGGCACUAAAAUGCUGCUUCCAAUGAUGGUGCAUAGGCAGGGUAUAAACGCUACAAAGCACAUGAGAGGUUACAGUAAUGUUUACAGUUAUGGUAAUAAAUAUCAAGGUGGUAAUGGGUAGUUGUGGUCAUUUUAUGGCCUAGUUCAUAUGUACAGGGGAAUUUCCUUUUUGUUUGGGCCUUUUGUAAACAUGCAAACUGAUUUUAGAGGUGAUGUAAUGGAUUUUUUGUGCUGCUGUGACAGAAAGGUGCUCUCUUGCUCAAUUCACUUUGUUCCCAUUCACUGUUGCUUGUCAGCCAUCUGUAGCUGAUAGAGGACAAAAUGCUUUUUAUGGCCACUGUUCUGCUUGACAAACUAGGGGAUGAUGACACCAUUUCUAGAUCACCUCAAGCAUUGUUUUUUCUGCAUUAUGUGUUCUGUAAAAAAAAAACAAAAAAACUAUGUUCCUAUCAGACAACAAAUAUGUUUUUAAAAAUACACUUGCUGCCAAAAUGUACUGUACCAGUCAAAAGUUUGGAUACAUCCUAUUCAAUUUUUUAAAACUUAUUUUUAUUAUAUUAUGUACAUUGUAGGUUAAUAUCAAAUACAUCAGAUCUAUGAUGGAGCACAUAUGGAAUUAUGCAGUUAACAAAAAAGUGUUAAACAAACCAGAAUAUAUUUUACAUUUUUGAUUCUUUGAAGUGGCACCUUUUACUUUGAUGUUCUUAAACACAUUAAGAAGGCAAGAAGUUCCACUAAUUAACUCUUAACGAGGCGCACCUGUCAACUGUGUAAAGCUGUCAUCAAAGCAAAAGGCUUUCAACAUUGGAGAUUAAUACUGAAGACAUCAGCACUAUGAGGGAGCACAUAUGGAAUUACGUAGUGAACAAAAUAGUGUUAAACAAACCAGAAUGUGUUUUAUAUUUUAGAUUCUUUGAACCACCUUUUGCUUUGAUGGCAGCUUUGCACACUUACGUUAUUCUCUCAGAUUCAACAGGUGCACCUCUUCAAGAGUUAAUUUGAGACCAUCAAAGCAAAAUAAUAUAAAAAAUGAAACAUUUUAUUUAACACUUUUUUAAACUACAUAAUUCCAUAUGUGUUAUCUCAUAGUUUUGAUGUAUUUAAUAUUAAUCUCCAAUGUUGAAAAUAAUAAAAAUAAAGAAAAAUCAUUGAAUGAGAAGGUGUGUCCAAACUUUUGACCGGUACUGUUCACUACGAGUACAUUUUUGCAAUGAAUUUGAAAUGUACACAAAAUUAAAGUACUUGGCUGCAGCUGGCUGAGUUUUAAAUAUGCAGUGAAGAAACUGUUAUCAUUUGAAACUAGAAAUAAGUUUUGAGAUGUCGCCUCAACAUAUCUGAAUGAAAAUGGGUUCUAUGGGUAACAACGAGUCUCCCGUCUACAGACAAAUAUCCAUUAUAAUGCGCUACAGUAACGUGAUGCUAAAAAUGUGAUUAAUCACAGCAAAAUCAGCCCUAAAAAAUCCUUAUGUACGUGUGGACUAGACCUAAAGCUGCUGGUGGGUUGUUUUUCCAUCAGACAUGUAUAAAUAUUUCUGAGUCUUGUGUUACAGCAUCUGCUUUCAAAAUCUGGGUCUACAAAUUUCAUGUGCUUACUACUGAAAGAUUUUGUUUUACAGCAUCUGUCUGUACUGGUAUAGUGUGUGUGUGUGUGUGUGUGUGUGUGUGUGUGUGUGUGUGUGUGUGUGAUUGUGAAUGAACUGAGCCUGAGCAAAACCAAAGCGUGUUGUUGAGGCGGUGCAGAAUGUCUAAGCAGGGUGUGUAUCCAGCUGCCAGGUGUCGGUUUGUGUCUUCAGCACUUUUUCAAGACAAAUUGUACGAGUUUGGAAUAGUCAUAAAGAAAACCGCAGCAUUUAUUUAUUGGAAAACCUAGUUGAUGUUAAAGGUCCUUUCUCAUUGCCUCUGUGAUGUUUGACUGAGAGUAUAAAAUGUGUCUCACUUUGUACCUUAAUGGGCCUAGUUAGAGAUUACUAGACACUGGAAACAAUCAAUGUUUUCCUGAAUUGUACACAUGAAUAUCGAAUCCUGUAUUUUCCAAUAGUGUCAGUUUCUAGAUAUGCAAUCAAGACCCUUAAAGAAAGACCUACUGUAAUUCUUACUAGUUAGAAAAAAGGGGAUCACCCUGCUGUCCAAGGAUUGCAUGAAACACCGAUGACACUCCCAAACACCAGUCUCUGCUUCGUGCUACUCUAUUUAUAAUCUGUUUUUUGUGCUGAAACUUCUGAUCAUUCUGUUUUCAGUCUGUGGAUAAAUAACUGACUAAAUACGAUGAAUGUAUCCACCAUAUCUCUCUAAUCUGUUCCCUACUUGAGGACACAUCAAAUCUAAUUUCUCACUGUUAUCUGCGCAGAUGUACUCCAGUCUGUACUCAAGUGCUGAGAUAACAAUCUGUACUGAAUCACUCCACAGUCUGAGAAAUUGAAUUUCAUAUCUCUUUUAUUACUUCGGUUCUUCUGCUUUUUAAAAAAAAUAAGUGCAAAUUAUUUUUUUGCUGUAUUUAUUACUGUUAUUUUUUGGGGGUUUAUAUUGAUUAGUCUUCAAGCUUUAGCAUGAAAUAAAUCACUACAUUUCAAAUCA
Molecule: messenger RNA, 8128 nt
Organism: Centropristis striata (black sea bass)
Lineage: Eukaryota; Metazoa; Chordata; Actinopteri; Perciformes; Serranidae
Gene: tmem102
Product: transmembrane protein 102
Exons: 6
Coding region: 450-1997 (515 amino acids)
Source: RefSeq, a predicted model, not a curated record